AAGCUACAGCUUCUAAUUUAUGCAUCUAUAUGUAACUUACACUUUCCUUCCGCGGCAUGGAAGAAAUUAUGAAUUCCAUGUCAUGAGAUCAUAUAAUAAGCUCAUUUGGCAAAGAGAUAAUGCAAAGGCAUGGUGAAUGGAUUUGCGUAUGUUGUGUUGAUGGCGAAUGCAACAACAGAGGCUGUGUUGAAUUUUUUGAAGACAGCGUGUAGUAUAGUUGUAAAUCUGUGACAGUAUUUCAAAAUGAAUAUAGUACAAAUGAAAAUCAGAUCGUGCUUAUAUAGCACAUUAGUUAAAGCACUUGGUAAAGGAAGGUGGGAUCUAAUGAGUGCUGUUUGUUUGGAAAGGAAGCCAGUGAUUUCCAGAGAGAUGAAUGAAACUGAAAAAAACUUUUCAAAAAUGCUUGCACGUAUUGAGUUAGAGAACAGUCACAAAAGUGAUCAUGAAAUGAGGUUAGAGAAGGAUAUGUUGCAGGCUGAGAUGUUAAAGAGUAAAUCGUGUGACUUAGAUAUAGAUCUUGCACUGCAACAAACUGCACAAGACUUUGAGGAUGCCUCUGUUGAUGAAUAUAACAAAUUUUUGUUUGGAUCUCGAGUAACAGAAGCAGAUAAAACAGAUGAUCUUCAGAGCCUUGUAAGGAAAUUAGACAGACAUUUGUUGCUUGUAGUUCAACAAAAGCAGUGGGAUCAGAAAGUUUGGAUCAUGCCUCAAGGAUUACGAAUGGAUGGAGAAACUAUGCUACAGACAGCAGAAAGGGUACUGAAAGAACAGUGUGGUAUGGAUUUGACAGUCAAGUUCUUUGGAAAUGCUCCUUGUGGUGUUUAUAAGUAUAAGUAUCCAAAAAGGUUUAGAGAGACAACUGAAGAAACAUCAGUUGGUGCUAAAGUAUUUUUCUUCAAGGCACAGUACAUUGCAGGGCAUUUGGAACAUAACAGACUAAAAUGUAAAGAAUUCAAAUGGCUAGGGAGAGAGGAACUUAUGUCUAGUGUACCCCAAAAGUAUUACAAAAACAUUAGUCAGUUUUUAAUUGAUGAAUAAAAAUGUUCUAGUUGUUUCAUAAUAACCAUUUAAAAUAAUUAGGUUGUCAGCAUUUUUUUAAGUUCUAGUUGAAAACAUGUCGUGUGUAGCAUGUAUGUACUUGUGAACAUGGCACAGAUUUCAAACAAGUAAUGCCUUAUAUGUAUCAUUUUGUGAAGUAUGUAUAUGUGUGAAAAGUUUGUAAAACUGCUAAUUUCUAAAUUACAAUUAUGUGUGUACAUUCUUUUCCCACUGUUUGGUAUGAAUAUGUCAAAUACUCAUUUAUUUGACAAAAUUUUUAAUUGCCAUGGUCUGAACUGACUUUCUGAAAGACUCUUUGUGUGUGAGAGAGCUUGUGCUAGUCUACAUAUCAAAGUGUAUAUGUAUGGAAGAAUAAACAACUUUAUAAUUGCU
Molecule: messenger RNA, 1431 nt
Organism: Zootermopsis nevadensis
Lineage: Eukaryota; Metazoa; Arthropoda; Insecta; Blattodea; Termopsidae
Gene: mRpL46
Product: mitochondrial ribosomal protein L46
Cellular component (GO): mitochondrial large ribosomal subunit
Molecular function (GO): structural constituent of ribosome
Source: RefSeq, a predicted model, not a curated record